AAAAUAGUAAGAAAAGAAAACACAGAAAGUCUGAAACUUUAAUAAGCAGCUGAACACUCUCCUCUCUGCUUGCUUUUUUUAUUUGUGGAGCGCGAGCAAAACCACAGAUCUGAAGAUCCAUCCCUCAAUGCGGUUUACUUACUGAUCCCAAGGAUAACUCCGGUUGACUAUCUCCAGAAAAAUCCCCACACCAUUUUUUUAACAUCAGGAAGAGCUAGGGUAGGUUUGAAAUUGUAUCCUAUUUUGUGGAUUCACUAGUUUUUCACACCGGCAGUUAUGUCAAGGCGACAAGUAAGUUCCACACGGCGACUUGUCGACAGUGGAAACUUUUCAUUUGCUGGAGCAUUGCAUUCAAAGUCACGUUCCUCUCCCUUUUUAUCCAUUGGCCUUGUCCUCCUGGGAGCAUUUCUUCUUAUUGCCUAUGCUUAUAGUGGCUCAGGUGUAUUUGGAGGUGGCAAAGAGGCUCUUAGUAAGGUGGAAGGUGACUUUUCUUGCACACUAGAAGUUCAAAGUGCAAUACCUAUUUUGAAGAAAGCAUAUGGUGAUGGCAUGCACAAAGUUCUGCAUGUGGGCCCUGAUACUUGUUCAGUAGUAUCUCAACUUUUAAAAGAAGAGGGCACUGAAGCUUGGGGUCUAGAUCCAUAUGACACAGAGGAUGCAGAUGCAAAGUGCAAGAGUCUUGUGCGCAAAGGAAUUGUGCGUGUGGCUGAUAUCAAAUUCCCCUUGCCCUACAGGGCUAAGUCAUUUUCUCUCGUUAUUGUCUCAGAUGCUCUUGAUUACCUGUCUCCAAAAUACUUGAACAAGACUCUUCCGGAAUUUGCAAGAGUUGCUGCUGAUGGUCUUGUCAUAUUUACAGGUUCUCCUGGUCAACAGAGAGCUAAAGUUGCAGAGUUAUCCAAGUUUGGACGACCAGCCAAAAUGCGGAGUUCAUCAUGGUGGAUUCGCUUUUUUGUCCAGACAAGCUUAGAGGAAAAUGAAGCUGCCAUUAAGAAGUUUGAGCAGGCGGCAUUAAAGAGGUCAUACAAGCCAACCUGUCAAGUUUUCCACCUCAAACCACACCACUGAUGUUAGAAAAUCUGUAACUUAUACUUUCACGAUUUUUUGGUUAAUUUGUAUGCAAUCAAAACUAAGAUGACUAUCAUCAGCUGUCACACAAAACAUACCUUCUGCUAGGCAGUUGAAUUUGGUGAAGGAUAGAUUGUGGGUAUGAUGACCUUAUGUAUUGUCCUUGAUAUUAUACAGACCACUUAUUAACAUUGUUUAAUGGAAAAUUUGGUAAUUUACUUUGA
This is a messenger RNA of Tripterygium wilfordii, 1289 nucleotides long. RefSeq names its product probable pectin methylesterase CGR2. The transcript has 8 exons. The record is from RefSeq and is a predicted model, not a curated record. Gene Ontology annotation, biological process: pectin metabolic process. Gene Ontology annotation, molecular function: S-adenosylmethionine-dependent methyltransferase activity. NCBI's taxonomy places the organism in Eukaryota, Viridiplantae, Streptophyta, Magnoliopsida, Celastrales, Celastraceae. Bases 277 to 1065 code for a protein of 262 amino acids.